Molecule: messenger RNA, 607 nt
Organism: Hemibagrus wyckioides
Lineage: Eukaryota; Metazoa; Chordata; Actinopteri; Siluriformes; Bagridae
Product: serine/threonine-protein kinase pim-1-like
Exons: 1
Coding region: 212-607 (131 amino acids)
Biological process (GO): regulation of mitotic cell cycle; negative regulation of apoptotic process; protein autophosphorylation
Cellular component (GO): cytoplasm
Molecular function (GO): protein serine/threonine kinase activity; ATP binding
Source: RefSeq, a predicted model, not a curated record
CCCCACAGCACUUAAUCACGUCUCAGAGUCACAUUUUAUUUCCUUUCAUUCAGAUUAAAGAUCAGAGGAAGAGCUGGUCUGGACUCCAAACCUUCUCCACUCCUCCAUCUCUGCUUAGCAUACUGUAGACUUAUCCCCUCCAUGUUAACCGUGUGUGUGUGUGUGUGUUUAGCCUGGAGAAACACAGAGCCUCCCUCUGGAGGUGGCGUUAAUGGUAAUGGUGUCGAAACCUUACUGUGAGAACGUGGUGGAGCUGCUAGAAUGGUUCGAGACGUCCGAGUUCUUCAUCCUGGUGCUGGAGCGACCCGAAUACUGCAUGGACCUUUAUAAGUACUGUCGUCUUCGAGACGGUAAGCUGUCUGAAUUAGAGUCUCGGUUUAUCAUGAAGCAGGUGGUCAAGGCCGCCCGUCACUGCUGUGAUCGUGGCGUUUUUCACCGCGACAUCAAGCCAGAGAAUAUUCUCAUCGAUACCGGUUCGCUGGAGGUGAAGCUAAUCGACUUUGGCUGUGGCGACCUGCUCAAGGACGAGGUCUACACCACAUACAUAGGUCAGUUCACAUACAGAGACGAUCCGGUUCAGGAUGUGGUGGAGAAUGGUGUUUUCUGA